Messenger RNA from Ceratotherium simum simum (southern white rhinoceros), 2804 nucleotides. Lineage: Eukaryota; Metazoa; Chordata; Mammalia; Perissodactyla; Rhinocerotidae. The record is from RefSeq and is a predicted model, not a curated record.
UUUUAGCUCCUCCUGUGUAACCAGUUGCCCUUUUGGAAAUUGCGCGGGUAUCGUGGCUGGAUGCCAGUGUCACUGACGGGUCUUCAGCGUAUCAUGCAGAAGUAACAUGUUCCCAGCAUUGGAAAAGGAGCUAAAGCAGGAGACUCUUCCUGAUCCCUAUGAAGACUUUAUGUACCGUCACCUCCGGUACUAUGGCUACUUUAAAGCUCAGAGAGGCAGUUUGCCAAGCUCUGCGACGCCCCAGCGUGUUUGGAAGAAUAAUCCUCGAUACCUGUUGAGUGGCUCUUUUAGAGAAAGAGAUGAUUUGAUACCAGACCCUCUGCAAAAGGAGAAGCUUCUAUGGCCCACCUGUCGAUACUCAACUGUGCACAGACAGAUAGAAGCUGUGAGCAGAGAUUCCCUUAUGCUGAAGUCACCACUUCUCCAGAGCAGACGGCUUCUUCAUGAUGAGUUUGGCAAAGUAAACCCACAACGUCGAGAGCCCCGAGAUCUCUUUGCCUUUUUGUCUAGCAGCGGGGCAUUGCAGGCUCCAAGAUGGCCAGUGGAAUGUGAGGUCAUCAAGGAAAACAUUCAUCAUAUUGAGUGGGUUCCACCUCAACCGGAAUAUUUCUAUCAACCUACAGGAAAUGAAAAGCUACCAGAAAUUGUAGGAGAGGAAAAAGGCACAGUUGUCUAUCAAUUAGAUUCAGUGCCCGCUGAAGGCUCCUACUUCACCAGUUCCAGAGUGGGAGGCAAACGAAUUAUCAAGGAACUCGCCGUCAUGUUGCAAGGACCAGAAGAUAAUACUCUACUGUUUGAAUCAAGGUUUGAGAGUGGCAAUCUGCAAAAAGCUGUCAGAGUAGACACCUAUGAGUAUGAACUCACCUUGCGAACUGACCUCUACACGACCAAACACACUCAGUGGUUUUAUUUUCGAGUUCAGAACACCAGAAAAGAUGCCACCUAUCGCUUCACCAUCGUCAACUUGCUAAAACCCAAGAGCCUUUAUACUCUAGGGAUGAAGCCCCUCAUGUACUCCCAACUGGAUGCCAACACCCGCAACGUUGGCUGGAGGAGAGAAGGAAAUGAAAUCAAGUACUACAGGAACAACACGGAUGAUGGGCAGCAGGCCUUUUACUGUCUCACGUGGACCACUCGGUUUCCGUACGACCAGGACACCUGUUUCUUUGCACACUUCUACCCAUACACGUACACGGAUUUGCAGUGCUACCUCCUGUCCGUGGCAAACAACCCUGUCCAGUCUCAGUUCUGCAAGCUCCGAACUUUAUGCAGGAGCCUGGCAGGAAACACCGUCUACCUGCUCACCAUCACCAACCCAUCCCGGACCCCCCAAGAGGCAGCUGCAAAGAAAGCCGUGGUCUUGAGCGCCCGAGUCCACCCCGGGGAAAGUAACGGCUCCUGGAUCAUGAAAGGCUUCUUGGACUUCAUCCUUAGCGACUCCCCAGAUGCCCAGCUCCUCAGAGAUAUCUUUGUCUUCAAAGUGGUUCCCAUGUUAAAUCCAGACGGAGUAAUUGUGGGGAAUUAUCGGUGUUCGUUGGCUGGAAGGGACUUGAACAGGCAUUAUAAAACCAUUCUUAAGGAGUCUUUCCCUUGCAUCUGGUACACCAGAAACAUGAUCAAGAGACUUCUUGAAGAAAGGGAGGUUCUCUUGUAUUGUGAUUUCCAUGGCCACAGCCGGAAGAAUAACAUCUUCCUGUAUGGCUGUAAUAACAACAAUCGCAAGUACUGGCUUCAUGAGCGAGUCUUUCCUUUAAUGUUAAGCAAAAAUGCACCAGAUAAGUUCUCUUUCCAUAGUUGUAAUUUUAAGGUCCAAAAGUGCAAAGAAGGAACAGGACGAGUGGUGAUGUGGCGGAUGGGAAUCCUCAACAGCUACACCAUGGAGUCGACCUUUGGCGGCUCCACCCUGGGCACUAAAAGAGACACUCACUUUACCACUGAGGACCUGAAGUCUCUAGGUUAUCAUGUCUGUGACACCCUUCUGGACUUCUGUGAUCCUGACCGAGCCAAGUUCACACAGUGUCUGGCAGAGCUUAAAGAGCUCUUACAACAGGAAAUCCAUAAGAAAUUCAAUGAACUUGGACAAGAUAUGGAUUUAGAAGGAAAUUGGAGUGACAUCUCCUUGUCUGACAUUGAAUCCAGCACCAGUGGUUCUGACAGCUCCUUCUCAGAGGGUCUCCCUGCUCACCUGCUGAACAUAGCACAUGAGUUGAAUCAGAAGAAGAUGCAUAAGAAGAAAAAAAAGAAGCCACUUCAGACUAGGAAACAGCGAAAUGAGCAGUAUCAGAAAAAUAAUUUGAUGCGGGAGUUGAAGUUAACAGAAGAUGCUCCAGAAAGGGCAGGGUUUGCUUCUACUCUGCCAAAACAGCCUACCUUUUUCAAAAAUUCAGAGAAUACCAGUUCUUCAACAAUGAAAAAUGAAAAACCAAGGUUGAAUGAGUCACAGUUAAGUGGAAGAAACAAAGGCACCUCCCUGGACCCAUCAAAAAUGACUGCCUUGAUUCUGACUACAAAUAAAGAGAGAACACAGAGAGAGAAGCCCGGAUUUACAGUAUCGUGCUCUCCGAAGAGAAGCACAGACCCCAGCCAAGAGCCAGCUCUGGAUAUGAAGCCCACCUGGUCCAGGAACAGAUAUCCUGCUGCAAAGAGAGGCCGCGCCACCAUGGCGGCAUACCCGUCUUUGCACGUGUAUACAUACCCCUAAGGCGCAUGGGCCGCGCCACACAGGCGCUUCCUGGUGUGUUUUGACAUGUUUGUACCGAGGGGAGUUGUGUGAUUGGGAACUGUGUUCCUUUGUGGUAUACUCU